UAGAGGCGUGUCUAUGUAGAAGUUUGUAUGUGGUAACUAGGCAACCACAUAGCCAAAAUAGAAAAGAAAAUAACAGUGCUAUCCACCUCGUUGAGAUGUCUUGGCAAAUAAGAAGUUCGUUUAAUAAACUAGUAGUUUAUUUGCUAGCCAGGAAGCUAACACUAUCCAUAUAAUUUGUUUUUUGAUAAAGCGAUCGCGUCACCAAGGUUGUACGCUUCUAGGCAGCCAUUUUAUCGAGGUUUUUAUACAAGAGAGUGCGCGCGACAAUAACACGGACCAAUCACAUCGCGGCAAACAGUGGAGGCGGGGCUAUAUCGUAGGGGCUGUGAAUUAACUAGGCAACCACAUAGAAACAGAACGCACUCGGUGAGAUUACACAUAAUAAACAGUAGCUGUGCUGUUUAGCGACAAACAAGAAUUUAGUUUUAUUAAAUAUAGUAAUUGGAUUUACUAGCUAUCUGGCUAGUUAUCUGAUUUCUUGACAUUUUAGUGUUUUCUGCGUGCAAGAAAUAUGGAAGGAGACGCGCUAGAGCAGCAGGACACGCCCCUACCCGAUAUUUUUGUAGAGAGGACUCUGGCUUUGAUCAAACCAGACGCUAUAGAUAAAGCUGAUGAAAUCGAGGAUAUAAUCCUUCGGUCAGGAUUCACCAUAUUGCAGAAACGUAAGCUUCAGCUGAGCCCAGAGCAGUGCAGUGACUUCUAUGCUGAACAUUACGGACAGCCGUUUUUUCCGAGUUUGACGGCGUUCAUGAGCUCUGGCCCAGUCAUGGCUCUUGCAUUGGCGAGGCAUCGGGCCAUCGCUACCUGGAAAGGUCUGAUGGGACCAAGCGACAGCACCCAGGCCAGAGAGACAUAUCCUGAAUGCCUGAGAGCUAGAUUUGGGACGUCUGACUUGAGGAACGCUGUUCACGGCAGCGAGACGUUUUCGGCAGCCGUAAGGGAGCUCAAGUUCAUGUUUCCCAACUGUGUAAUUGAACCUGUUCCUAAGCGCCAAGCUGCCACAGAUUACCUGAGCAGGUAUAUAAAUCCAACACUCAUCACCGGCCUUACUGAGCUGUGCAAGGCAAAACCAGCUGAUCCGUUCACAUGGAUGGCUGACUGGCUGAUUCAAAACAAUCCAAAUAAACCAAAAAUAAGUGGGGAUUGUAGUUGAAGAUGCAGCUUUGAACAUAAUAAAAAAUGACUAUGGGUUUUCUGACAGAAAUCUCUUUUUUUUUAUGUAGUACUGAAAAUGAUUUGCAUUAAAGUUGAACUGUUUUGAGACAUUA
Molecule: messenger RNA, 1268 nt
Organism: Ictalurus furcatus (blue catfish)
Lineage: Eukaryota; Metazoa; Chordata; Actinopteri; Siluriformes; Ictaluridae
Gene: nme5
Product: NME/NM23 family member 5
Exons: 5
Coding region: 512-1153 (213 amino acids)
Biological process (GO): UTP biosynthetic process; CTP biosynthetic process; GTP biosynthetic process
Molecular function (GO): nucleoside diphosphate kinase activity
Source: RefSeq, a predicted model, not a curated record